UUCCACGCGGAGAUGACGUGUCUGACGUCACGGACCCGUAUUAUACGCGUGUAUACGGCAUUCGAACUGAAAAUAUAUAGGUCGUUAAGUUACUCCUGAAUAGUGAUUUUUGUUGAACUCAGUGGAUUGAUACAGUGUGUUAUUUAUCAAUUUGUUUAAGUGAAACUGAUGUGAUGUGUGGUUUGUGCAGAUCAUAGCGGAUUUGAUUUGUGCGUAGAACGAACUAUGGCACGAUUGCAGAGUGCAAAUGAACGUACGGCGCUCCGGGCUCGCACAGUGGGCUGCAGGCUGAGUGCGUCUUGGACAUCGUCCAAUCCCGUAAUUGUAUGAGAUCCGCUGGGUGCGGUCGUGAAGAUGACGCGGGAGACGGGAUUGCUGGUGCUCGUGUGGAUCGCACUGUUCCCGCUGCAUCGAGCUGAUAAUUUAGAACUGCUGCUCGGCACACUACGGACGCACCAGAAAGCGGCUUGCGACGAGGAGAUGGUGGCGCUGGUCUGCCCGCGAGGCACCACCAUCAGCAUCCAGGUGGCUCAGUACGGCGCGUCGGCGAGCCACGGCCACUCCUGCGCAACCGAGCUGGCGGAGUACCAGCAGGUCGCGGUAGAGGUCGUUGGAGACACGUCUUGCACUUGGCCUAGUGCUUUGCAGUACUCGUUGUUGCAGACGGUGGUGGAGGCGUGCCAGAAGAAGCGCCAGUGCAAGUUCCACACCAGCCCCAAGGCGUUCGGAGUAGACCCCUGCCCCGGGUCGAGGAAGUUUGUGGAAGUCGCCUACAAAUGCCGUCCUUAUGAGUUUCGCAGUAAAGUGGGCUGCGAGAACGACGUGCUACACCUCAGCUGCAACCCUCACUCGAGGGUGGCCAUCUACUCGGCGCAGUACGGCAGAACCGAGUACGACUCCAUACAGUGCCCGCAACCGCGCGGCAUGAAGGAGGAAACAUGCCUGGAGCCCUACGCGACGGAGACAGCCAUGCGCGAGUGCCACGGCAAGCGGCGCUGCGUGCUGUCCGCCGACGCCAACAUGUUCGGACGGCCCUGCAAGUCCGGUUCACGGACCUAUUUGAAGGUCGUCUACACUUGCGUGCCGCGGACAGUGCUGAAAGAGAGGUUCGAGAGUGCCCCGGAAGAGGACGAGGCGGCCCACGACGUCUCUGAACUAGAACACGACGACCUGGAUGAGUCAAACGACCGGUGGUGGGGCGAGUCGGGCGGCCCGCCCGCCCCCGCCGUGGUGGUGCCGCCCCAGAGGCCUUCCGUGUCUACCGUCAUCAACGUGACCAGCAUCAGCCGGGACGACCCCCCCGCAUCCCCGCCGAGACAUCACCUGGCUGAUAACGAAGACCAGUUCGACAUGAUGUACAUCUACAUCAUCGCCGGCGCGGCCGUGGCGCUGCUGCUCUGUGUGGCUGUGGGGGUCGUGCGCUGCGUCAUCCACAAGCAGAGCACAGACCAGCCCAAAGGCCCCGACGUGUCCGCCACCACGGAGAUCCCUAACGGCUUCAACGACAGCAUAUCCGAGGUGGACAACGACAUCAACAUCACCAGCCUGUCCGGCCCCGUGGACACCGUCGACUCUGCCCUCAAGCCGGACGCCAUGCAGUUCACCGACGUCGCUUUGAGCCCCAAAAUAAACAGAUACGUGGGACGCCCCGUGCCCAACACGUACCCGCACGUGAGCACCAACAUGUACGGGCAAGUGGCCGAGUUCCCGCUCGAGAUGCCUCUCCGGACGAUGCCUCACGGCACGCUAGGCCGCGGCGUCGCGGUUAAAACACUCCCCCGAGUGCAAGUGCAAACAGAAACCGACCCUAACACAAGGAGCUUAUAUCGAUACUCCAACGCCCAGUACUACUUCGGGUGACAAGAAGACCCGGGCCAGUGCGCGGACGUCUCCAGGACUUAUUGUUUCUAGUUGUGUAGUGAAGUGACUCCACGGUGUAGUGCAGAUUCGUUUAGUGAAGUUCGAACGGUACUCUUUGUUCUAUUUUAAAAUAUGGAAACUGUGAUAUUAAUUGAAAGCCCUCUUAUUGUGUGAACUCCAGAGUCUAACAUGUUGUGAGAGUAUUUCGUUGAACUAUAGAAUUUUAAUUUCAGUUGGAAAUUUCACAAUUUAUAAUGUUUACAAACAAAUGACUGAUGACGGUCAUCAUGAUUGAGCCUUUUCAACUUCACCUUGUAAAAAUACAAAAUGUACAGAAUCUUUUUAUGUGAAGCAUUAAUUUAAUUAAAUAAUAAUUAUUAUACCAACAUCAAAAA
This is a messenger RNA of Plutella xylostella (diamondback moth), 2255 nucleotides long. RefSeq lists its product as uncharacterized. NCBI's taxonomy places the organism in Eukaryota, Metazoa, Arthropoda, Insecta, Lepidoptera, Plutellidae. Gene Ontology annotation, molecular function: carbohydrate binding. The record is from RefSeq and is a predicted model, not a curated record.